AUGGGCACUUUACAGUUUAUUGCAGACGAAAUCGGCGUUAAGACGUUGGUCAAUGGUGGCAUAGAUGUAUACCUUAUCAUUUUCAUGAGAAUGGUGAGGUUGUUGAGCUUCGGUGCCACUUCGUUAAUUUUGGUCAUUUUCUUAAAGGAGCUCGGGAUUGACGAGGCCACCAUCGGCUACUUCAUGACUUUGGCUUUCUUUGGUGACUUGAUCAAAUCUUUCUUGUUCUCUUUGAUUGCUGAUGGCUUGGGUAGAAAGUUCACCUUGAUUUUGAGUUCUACCCUUAUGGCACUUACCUGCUUCGGUAUUGCAUUCUUCGACAACUUCUAUGUUUUGGCGCUUGUGGCAGCUUUGGGUAUCAUCACUCCAGGUGGUGGUGAAGUUGGUCCCUUCAGAUCCAUUGAACAGAGUGCCAUUGCAUCCUUGGUUCCCCAUGACCAAAGAUCAGAUAUUUACGCCUGGUACACCUUCUUGGGUACUUUCUCAUCUGCAUUUGGCUCCUUCGCCUGUGGGUCCUUUGUUGACUUGUUACAAGACCUGUGGCACUACACGCCUUUGGAAGCGUACAAGGGUGCCUUUGUUAGUUUCGGCAUUUUGUCCGUCGUUUGCCUUGCCUCCUGUUUCUUCUUGACUCCAAACAUGGAGGUCACUCACAAGCCUGCUAAUCCAGUGGAGCAGGCUACCGGUGAGGCUGUUGCAAGCUCUGCUGAAAAUCAGGAGAGCCCUGUUGACUCUAGCGAGACCCUGGAGUUGCUCCCAAAGAGAAAGCCUAAGUGGAGACUUUUCCCUGAGUUGAGCAAGGAUAUAGUCUCCAUCGUUCUCAAGUUAUCGUUCCUUUUCGGUCUUGACGCGUUUGCCUCUUCUUUGGUGCAAGGUUCGUGGCUCACCUAUUACAUCAAACACAAGUUCGACGUGAGCUCCACAACACUAGGCACCAUUUUCUUUGUCACUUUUUUCAUCGCUGGCUUUGCAUCUCUCUUGAGUACCUCAUUCACCAAGAGAUUGGGCCCGGUUGUCACGAUGGUGGUCACCCACUUGCCAGCCUCUGCCAUGUUAAUUCUUCUCCCACUCCCAAAAUCCUUGACCAUCACAUUGGCCAUCAUGUUGAUCCGUGCGUCCACCCAGUCAAUGGAUGUUGCGCCCAAGCACGUCUUUUUAGCUACUUUGGUGCCCGCUGACUACAGAACCGCCGUGUUCGGUUGGACAAAUAUUGUCAAGACCAUGGCUCAGAUGUUUGGUCCUUCGAUUGCUGGCUAUAUGACAGGCGAAGGCGUCCAAUGGAUUACUUUCAUCAUGGCUGGUUCGUUGAAAGUUCUUUACGAUGUGGGCAUUUUGGCCACCUUCUUGUCCUUCAACAGACACAAGGCUCACUGA
Molecule: messenger RNA, 1374 nt
Organism: Candidozyma auris
Lineage: Eukaryota; Fungi; Ascomycota; Pichiomycetes; Serinales; Metschnikowiaceae
Exons: 1
Coding region: 1-1374 (457 amino acids)
Biological process (GO): transmembrane transport
Cellular component (GO): fungal-type vacuole membrane
Molecular function (GO): transmembrane transporter activity
Source: RefSeq, a predicted model, not a curated record